GUUAAAUCGCCAUAGGUGCUCGCAUAGACAAAUAGUUCCUUUUUAUAAUAUAUUGCAAUGAAACAUUUCUGACUCAAAAUAAAAAUACUAAGUAUUGCUGUGUAAAAAUAUUUUAUAAGGGCGGUCAAACUAGUCUCUCAUAAUUUGAUUUAUCUCAAAAGCCAAUUAUUUCGUAUAUGAUUUGGCGCCAAUUCCAUUCCCCAGACCGCCCGUCAAGGAAUACGUCAGUGCACAUUUGCUGUGUCGUAUUUGUUGUUUACUUGUGUUGUGUCCGUAUAAAUAAAGUGCUUGUGAUUUAAGUAAAAUGGCUUUAAAUGAUGAUAAUGAGGAAAAUAUAGAAAAAAGUCAUAAAGAUUUGUGUUUAGAAUUAAAUAUGGACACGUCUGCAGCUACUGCUUCGUGGGAUUCUUACAAUUCUAUUAGAGAAAAUUGUACAUUAGAGGGAAACCCGAAGCACUGGUUAUGUUGCUCAUUAUAUGUAGCCUGUCGACAAGAUAUGACUCCCACAGUGGGUACAAGUGAGGCCUUAGUAGAAGGAAAUUGUGUCAGUUUAACUAGAUUAUUGAGAUUGUGCAAUAUUAGUCUGGGUGAGUUUUUUAAAAAAGUUAAGACAUGGGCUGAAUUGACAAAUAUGCCUGAAUCAUUUAUGAGACGUAUAGAUAGAUUAGAAAAAAGUAUAGCUGUGUCUGUGAUUUUAUUUCAAAAGUUUCAAGCUUUAUUCGAACAACUGUUUGUGAAACCCAACAAAGAAAGUUUGAGGAUCAACAAGUCUCGCAAACAAAACAGAAAUAUUAAAUGCUCUUCAGCAAGAUUAUCACAGUUCUGUUGGGUUCUUUUUGUUUGCAUCAAAGGAGAACACCCUCACAAAAGUGAUGAUUUAAUUUGCCUGUACCAUCUAUUGCUGUGCUGCAUUGAUUUGUUAUAUUCAAAUGCUAUUGCCGCAGGACGGACUGAUCUUAUUAAUUCUAGUUUCAGUGGAUUACCAAUAAACUGGAAUACUCCUAAUUGGACAGCCCCUACUAAACCUAUAUCAAUAUUAAAUGUUUUAUGUAGCGCUGGAGAUUGUGCUCCUGCUUUAGAAGAUACACUGCAUACAAUGGAAUACACUCUGAAACCUAUAUUAAAAAGAUACUUUAAAGAAAGUAUUCUCAUGGGAGAUGGCAAUAACUUCACAAAAAUUUUAGAUGUAGAGAAUUUUGAGAAGAAUCUUUCAAAAUUAAAUAAUUUAUAUGAUACUUAUGUUUUAAGUGUUGGAGAAUUUGAUGAAAGAAUACUAUUUGAUGACUAUGCUGCAGGAUCUCAAGAACGGAAUUCUGAGCGUAUGUCAGCGACUCUUACUCCACACACUCCUCUUACAAAUCAAAGAUAUUUGAAUGGGCGAGGAAGAGAAUAUGGAUUGUCACCAGUGACAAAAGCCACACAAACUUUGACAAAACUUCAAGAAAUGCUGGAACCAUAUAGAAAUGGUCCUACUAACAAAUUGAAGGAAAUGUUUGCGUAUCAGGAGGUGGAUCCUAUGCCCAAAUUAAUAGAACGCAUCAAGAAGUGCUCUAAUACAUUUACACAAAAUUAUUUUGCCAGUUUUGUUGCUCUUAAUCGUGUUAAUAAUCGUGGCUCAAUUACACCAAAUCCCGCAUCAGAUAUUACUCUCUCUAAACAAAGACUACAGUUGUCUACUUCAUUAUAUUGGAGAUUGUUGGAAAAUAUAUUGAGAGAUGAACUAAGACGUAAAAAGACGUUAAAUAUGAGUCAAUUACUUGAUGUUGACAUCUUUCAUCUAACUCUAUUUGCGUGUUGCGUGGAAAUCAUCAUUUUUGCAUUCGGCUCACAACAACAUAAGUUUCCUUGGAUUUUGGAGUGCUUCAAAAUUCAUGCCUUUGAUUUCUACAAAAUAAUUGAAAUUGUUGUUAGGACAGAAGAAAAGUUAACAAGGGAAAUUGUCAAGCUUUUGAAUAAUAUUGAAGAGCAAAUAUUAGGAACUAAAGCAUGGGAAUCAAAUUCAGUUGUUUGGGAUAAAUUGAAUGGUACACCAGGAUCUGUUCCACAGUCUCAAGAUGUGGCACUUCCUGAGUUAAUAAUGAACGAUUCAAAUACAGUAACUGGAAAUACACCAAUCUCAAAUCCUAUUAUUAAAAAGAUUGCCACAACCCCAAUUUCAGGUGUUCCAAAUAGUCCAGUAUCAUUUGCAUCUGAGCGCUUCCAAUCUCCAGUGAGUGAACAAGCUCGCAAACAAUUGUUUCCUUCAACAUCCACAUUAGCACAUCAAAAGCAAAUUGAAAACCAAGAUAAUUGUUCAACGGAUCAAAUAGAAACAGUGCGAUCAAAUAUAUCAUCACCCGAGUCAAUAGCCUCUUCUAGAUCUCAUCAAGCAAACAUAAAAAAAUUAGGAUCUUUAGGAUUGUUUUUUAGGAAGUUUUACCAGCUGGCAUCAAUCAGGCUUGAGAAACUCUGCAAAGAACUUCAAUUGCUGGACAAUGAACUGCAGUGCAAGAUCUGGACUUGCUUUGAAUAUGCUAUCACCAAUUAUACAGAACUGAUGAAAGAUAGGCAUUUGGAUCAAAUACUCAUGUGCACUGUUUAUGCAAUUUGCAAGGUUUGUGGCAGCAAAGAUCAAGGAAGAUCAUUCACCGAAAUCAUGAAGAACUAUCGUCUGCAACCUCAAUCAAACAGUAAUGUCUACCGAAGUGUUUUGAUUUCAAAACGAACAGAUCCAGGUAAUCCUUCUAGGCCAGAUAUAGAAGAUCGUGGUGAUCUUAUUAAGUUUUACAAUCAAGUAUAUGUUGUGACAGUUCAAGAAUUUGCAUUACGAUUUUCUAGGAAUGACCAAAAUGUGCCUGCGUUAUCUCCUUUGCCUGUGGGAAGAUCUCCCUGCUUAUCACCACGAAGGGUUAGUGAUCAACAUGCUUUAUAUGUAACAUCAUUGGAUUCAAGAGUACCUCCUAAAAGUGGAAACUGUCAUGUUUAUAAGUUCAGUAGAAGUCCAGCUAAGUCAUUGCGCGAAAUAAAUGCAGCCAUGAACAACACAUCUAUUACAAAAGGUGGAUUCAAAAGGUCAGUAGAACAUUUACAAGAAGGUAUCAUUGAAGCUAAUGGUGGCGAUCCAUCAGCUAUCAGAAUUCCAACCUUAUCAAACAAUACAACCAGUGGAGGCUUAUUUUCUUCGAAAAAGCUUCGAGGGUUAAUAAAUGAUAGACAAGUGAAAUGAAUAAAAAUAUUAAUUGUGGUACUUCAAACUAUUGUGAUGGAAUAUUUCAAGGUGUAGCCUAGGAUAAAUGCUGUAUAUAAUUUUUAUUAUUUAA
This is a messenger RNA of Ctenocephalides felis (cat flea), 3299 nucleotides long. RefSeq names its product retinoblastoma-like protein 1. Gene Ontology annotation, biological process: cell differentiation; negative regulation of G1/S transition of mitotic cell cycle; regulation of transcription by RNA polymerase II. Bases 305 to 3205 code for a protein of 966 amino acids. Gene Ontology annotation, molecular function: RNA polymerase II transcription regulatory region sequence-specific DNA binding. The transcript is spliced from 16 exons. The record is from RefSeq and is a predicted model, not a curated record. Lineage: Eukaryota; Metazoa; Arthropoda; Insecta; Siphonaptera; Pulicidae. Gene Ontology annotation, cellular component: chromatin; transcription regulator complex; nucleus.